Molecule: messenger RNA, 1239 nt
Organism: Rhagoletis pomonella (apple maggot)
Lineage: Eukaryota; Metazoa; Arthropoda; Insecta; Diptera; Tephritidae
Product: homeobox protein unc-4-like
Biological process (GO): regulation of DNA-templated transcription
Molecular function (GO): DNA-binding transcription factor activity, RNA polymerase II-specific; sequence-specific double-stranded DNA binding
Source: RefSeq, a predicted model, not a curated record
GUUUUCCUGGCGACGGCGAUGACGAUAGUAAUGCGGCAAAGCGCAGACGAUCUCGAACUAAUUUCAAUUCUUGGCAAUUGGAGGAGCUGGAGCGAGCUUUUUCUGCAAGCCAUUAUCCUGAUAUUUUCAUGCGUGAAGCCCUCGCUAUGAGACUAGACUUAAAAGAAAGUAGAGUUGCGGUAUGGUUCCAGAAUCGAAGAGCAAAAGUGCGAAAACGUGAACACACCAAAAAAGGCCCUGGACGACCUGCACAUAAUGCCCAACCUCAAACCUGCUCCGGGGAACCUAUUCCGCCCAGUGAAUUGAAAGCCAAAGAAAGGGCACGACGAAGAAAGAAAUUGGCGAAAGCUAUUGAUCGACAAGCGAGGAAAUUGCAAGCCAAAGGCAUCACUGUCGACCUAGAGGCACUCAAGGCCGAAUACAUAUCACAACAUAAGGCUAAUGGCACUUUUUCUGACUCAGAUCUUGAGGACGACGGCAUACAAAUCGAUGUAGUAGGGGGUACGGAUAGUGACGACGACCCUGACGAUUCCUCCUUCCGUAGUCCUAGAGCGAGUAGUAUGGCCCCAGGCAGCUUCUCACCAACUAGUAGUCCCAAUGGUAUUGAAAGUCCAGUGUCCAACGGAGAUCGCAACACCGAAGAUGAUAGCAAUCCUACAGAUGGCUGUGGAAAGCCAUUCAUUUUUCCUACAGCAAAUACCGCUAUUACCAAUCUGCGCUUGAAUCUAUCGAAUUCCAAUACACCCGCCCAUGAAUAUCAAACCCAGCACCACCAAAAUCAACAUAAUCAAAUUCAUCGUCAUAAUCACAAUACCAAUCAACAACAAACAUCCCCGAUUAGUAUCCGGCGGAACAAUCCAUUUAGCAUAGAGGCGCUGCUGUUCAACAACACGUGAGAUUUGUUGAGAUGGUUAAAUGGUUGAAUGCAAAGGCAUAAAAAUUACACGCUUUCCUUCAAGCCAUUUUUGGCUCCCCUUUAUCCAUCAGCAACAGUUACCCGCUAACACAAACACACAUAUUGGACGCACAUCAACCAGCCUCUGUAUAUAACUACCUACAUAAAUACAUCCAUAUGCAUAAAUAUUAAAAAGCUGGCCCCUAUAUUUAUUUUUAGUGAAUAGACAGAAUAAUGUAUAAUGAAUGAACUAGCCUAUUAACCAAAAUUAUUAUGGAGCUACUAACAUAAAUAUAUUAAUACAUACUACAUAUGUAUGUGAAUGGGUAUACGUAGGUAUAUGU